UUAUGUGCUACUUCGGCGAUGCUCUUCAGCUAUAAAUAUAAUUCCUGUAUUUCCGCCACAACUUCUCAGAUGCAUUCACUGUGGGCGUGAUAAUGCACUAAGUGUAAUUUGUUUAUGAUUAUUUGUUCUAGUAGCAAGACUUUGGUAUUGUGAGACAACUACGAAACACACCAGGUAUUAUCGGGUGAAUUUUAAACAUUCAUAGGAUGGCAGCACCAAGAGCACAGGUGGUGUGUCGACCACACGGAUAUAGCAAGUGUCCAUCACACACCGGUCAGAAGUUGUCGUUAUGCUGUAUAAAUUGUGAUACACUUGUAUGUGUACGAUGUGUUACAUCUAGAUUUCACAGAGGUCAUGAGUUCGAAGACUUGAGUGAGGCAGUGCAGAGAGAAACUGAGAAAUUACAACAAAUCCUCAACACCAACGAAAACAGUGAUCUCGUUCAGAUAAAAAACGAUGUGAGUAGUAUAAAAAUAGAGAUGGCCAAGAAUAAAGUCAAACACGACAACAUUUCUGCUUUGAUCAAGUUGAGAGUGCGUGAAAUAAAGGAGGAAGCUGACAAGCAGGCGGAGAUUUUGCUCGGUGAUUGUGAGGAGAACGAGACAGAGAAUCAUGGUAGGUUGCUGGACUAUCAGGCUAGACUUGAGAAUCAGCAGAGAGAUUGUGAGGAACAAAUAAAUAUGUUAAAAAUGACACUUCAGUCUGGGAAUGAGAUCGGAGUGUUCGACACUAGACAUAGUACUAAAAGUUUCGUUCUGGGAUCCGCUCCUCUUAAACUAGCAGCGUAUCAACCAUCUACAUCUGUAUCUGAAGUGGUCAGUAUGGCGCUCGGAUCUUUGGUUUGGCCAAUGAAGCAGUCAAAAGAACAAAGGCCGACAUCAAGACCAUUGAAACACAAUCCAACAGCUGAACGAUGGCAACAAUGGCCAAAAGCAGAACGACUGCAGGCAGCAAGUCGUAUCGUGUCGGGCGGAAAUGAACCAAGGAAGCACCGACGACGCCCACCAAGAAACGAAUCUAGGGAGAAAUUUUUAGCAGAAUUCACCAACAAUUUUGAUCGAUUGACGGAUCUGAUGCAAAUAGCAUCAAGUGACGAAGACUCUGAUACAGGAGCAUCGAAAGACGAUGUUAAUGAUGAACUAGAGGAAAUAAUUCGACGACACCUCAACAAUAAUUAAAAGCGGAUGAAAUAGCCGUUCUGAUGAUGUCGUUGCCGAUUGCCGUUUCCUGGCUGGUCCUUAAACAGGAGUUCGGAUACCAAUGGUUGAAUGUGUUUAAACAAGAGUUCGAAUAUCCAUGGUUAAAUGUGUUUGAACAGGAGUUCGGAUACCCAUGGUUGAAUGUGUUUAAACAGGAGUUCAAAUACCUAUGGUUGAAUGUGUUUGAACAGGAGUUCGGAUACCCAUGGUUGAAUGUGUUUGAAAAAGAGUUCGGAUACCCAUGGUUGAAUGUGUUUGGACAGGAGUUCGGAUACCCAUGGUUGAAUGUGUUUGAACAGGAGUUCGGAUACCCAUGGUUGAAUGUGUUUGAUCAUUUGGAAGUCCGGGAAGAAAUAAUGCAUUCAUAGUGUACUGAUUUCGUACAGGGAAACAUGUUAUUUCAUUCCCUUUAGGAAUUAAAAAAUAAUUAAAAUCAUUCAUAUGCAUAACUUUGAAGUGUACUAUUGUAUAGCAUUGAUUAAACGUUUAGCAAGACCAACUAACGAACGGCGGAGCGUUUCUUCACGUCACCUUUUUUAUCAGCCGUCUGUAAACAGUUUGCCUGUCCGCAGGUUCCUGACGACAUUCUUUACAAUUAGUAACAUGUAUAUCGUUUGUAGUUUAAUCAUCUAUAUAUAUAAUCUGAGAUUCACACAUAAUUAUCAUGUUUUAUACCUUUAAGCAGGGCACUUUUGAAACAAUAUCAGCUUAGUUUGUUUGCCUCAUUUACAGGAAAAUAGCUUCCUCUCAUUCAUUUUUCACCAUUCAUCUUUUUAGGUAUAACCUUUUUGAUAUAGCUUCAGAUAUUCUUGCCGGUUAGCUAAAAGCUACUAUAAUUUGAACUAUGGGAAGCGGUGUGGUUAACUUACAGUUUUUACGUUUUAGCUUUAUCAAAAGUUUCAUAUUGUUUUCCAUUUCAAUUUUUCCCAUGUACAAUUUAGGCAAAUCUGUAUUGUUCAUUAUUGGAUUUACCUACAAUUUUAAUUCCUUGUACUCUAUCUUACAGUAAAGAUAUAAACUACACUUUUAAUUCCUUGUACUCUAUCUUACUGUAAAGAUAUAAACUACACUUUUACUUCCUUGUACUCUAUCUUACAGUAAAGAUAUAAACAACACUUUUAAUUCCUUGUACUCUAUCUUACAGUAAAGAUAUAAACUACACUUUUAAUUCCUUGUACUCUAUCUUACAGUAAAGAUAUAAACUACACUUUUAAUUCCUUGUACUCUAUCUUACAGUAAAGAUAUAAACUACACUUUUAAUUCCUUGUACUCUAUCUUACAGUAAAGAUAUAAACUACACUUUUAAUUCCUUGUACUCUAUCUUACAGUAAAGAUAUAAACUACACUUUUAAUUCCUUGUACUCUAUCUUACAGUAAAGAUAUAAACUACACUUUUAAUUCCUUGUACUCUAUCUUACAGUAAAGAUAUAAACUACACUUUUAAUUCCUUGUACUCUAUCUUACAGUAAAGAUAUAAACUACACUUUUAAUUCCUUGUACUCUAUCUUACAGUAAAGAUAUAAACUACACUUUUAAUUCCUUGUACUCUAUCUUACAGUAAAGAUAUAAACUACACUUUUAAUUCCUUGUACUCUAUCUUACAGUAAAGAUAUAAACUACACUUUUAAUUCCUUGUACUCUAUCUUACAGUAAAGAUAUAAACUACACUUUUAAUUCCUUGUACUCUAUCUUACAGUAAAGAUAUAAACUACACUUUUAAUUCCUUGUACUCUAUCUUACAGUAAAGAUAUAAACUACACUUUUAAUUCCUUGUACUCUAUCUUACAGUAAAGAUAUAAACUACACUUUUAAUUCCUUGUACUCUAUCUUACAGUAAAGAUAUAAACUACACUUUUAAUUCCUUGUACUCUAUCUUACAGUAAAGAUAUAAACUACACUUUUAAUUCCUUGUACUCUAUCUUACAGUAAAGAUAUAAACUACACUUUUAAUUCCUUGUACUCUAUCUUACAGUAAAGAUAUAAACUACACUUUUAAUUCCUUGUACUCUAUCUUACAGUAAAGAUAUAAACUACACUUUUAAUUCCUUGUACUCUAUCUUACAGUAAAGAUAUAAACUACACUUUUAAUUCCUUGUACUCUAUCUUACAGUAAAGAUAUAAACUACACUUUUAAUUCCUUGUACUCUAUCUUACAGUAAAGAUAUAAACUACACUUUUAAUUCCUUGUACUCUAUCUUACAGUAAAGAUAUAAACUACACUUUUAAUUCCUUGUACUCUAUCUUACAGUAAAGAUAUAAACUACACUUUUAAUUCCUUGUACUCUAUCUUACAGUAAAGAUAUAAACUACACUUUUAAUUCCUUGUACUCUAUCUUACAGUAAAGAUAUAAACUACACUUUUAAUUCCUUGUACUCUAUCUUACAGUAAAGAUAUAAACUACACUUUUAAUUCCUUGUACUCUAUCUUACAGUAAAGAUAUAAACUACACUUUUAAUUCCUUGUACUCUAUCUUACAGUAAAGAUAUAAACUACACUUUUAAUUCCUUGUACUCUAUCUUACAGUAAAGAUAUAAACUACACUUUUAAUUCCUUGUACUCUAUCUUACAGUAAAGAUAUAAACUACACUUUCAAUUCCUUGUACUCUAUCUUACAGUAAAGAUAUAAACUAAACUUCCAUGUUGGUCAAAUAUGCAAUUCGGAAAAUAUAAUAAAACAUAUUCUGUUGCGAUUAAUUAGUUGAUGUUUCAGCUAUUGUUCGGGUAGGGUGAUUGGACUACGGGACUGUAAGAAUGUUCAAGACAACUGACUGUAUUUAUCGUUUCGACUCGUGGUGCCGAUUUAUUCUUUGCUUGUUAAUGUUGUCGGAUUUGUUUUAUUCACCUAAAUCAAAAACGUGGGAGAUUUCCGCCAAGAAAAAUUAACCAGUAAGAAGAGUAUUGUUAACCUUGCCAAUGCUUGCUAGGCUUUAGAUAACGAUUAAUUCCUUAUAUUUACAUCUCUCCCUUGUUCAGCUUAGUAAACGAUGACUGCGUAUAAAUGAGCGUAUACGCAAUGAAACGCAAUGAAAAUAAGGCUCGGCGGAAAUAUUCCUGUUUUAAAUAUGGCACCGUUCACGCUUCAGCGACAUAACUGUUCGAUGACAGCCAUUAUUUGGUUCCUUCAACAUCUAGAAACAUGGAACAUAUUCGGUAUCCAUAAUGUCUGAUUAUAUAACAAAGGAAUGCUGGCAAACGUCUUAUUACAUGGAUGAACAUUCAAAAUUCUUUGACUGUAAAGUAAACAAUGGCAGCUUCCUUUUGCGACGUUCGACCGCGUCGCUACCAGCGCAGUUAGUCUAAGCAUAGACCUAAAUUUACUUUAGGUCUCUGGUCCUAGUGUGUAAAUGCGUGUACAUAACGACCGUUAUAAAUGAAUAGAUAAGUUCUAAGUGCUACUAAUAAUAUUCAAUCAUAAAUUUAAAUGCGACGAAUAGAGAAAAAUAGUGUUGUUCACUGCGUAUUUUCUAAAUUUACCCAAAUAUCAAUGUAGAUUCACCGGAGCUAUAUCAUCCUAGCAACCACGGCUAUCGUGGUUACCAUCGAAGCAACUCGUUUCGAUUGUCUUUUUCUUUGCAAAGCAUUUUAUCAUUAUUUAAGAUGUAAAUAAAAGGAUUGACCUUCAUUUUGACGGCGUAUACGGUAGUAUGAACGCAGUUGACAACGAACAUAUUAUUUAUGGAGCGCGUAACCGUAUGUGCCGUCAAAAUGCAGGUCAAUCCUAAAUAUUUUAUGUUUAAUUAUUUAAAAUGAUAUUAUGUUUGAUAUGACAUGUUAUUCAUUUCAUAUCACAUGUAGCGUGAUUCCUUAUAAUUCAUUUAUAAUUUCUUUUUACAUUAAAACAUAAAAUAACAAUGCAUUAACUAACUAUAGUAACACAUAUAUAAUCUAGUUCAUUGGUGCUUAAUCGGUCUGCUAUGUGUAUUCUAUACUAUUUUUAGUGCAUUAAGAUAUAAACGUUGAAUUGUGUCUAUUAUUUAUCAUAUAAACAUAUAACUAGUGCAUAUUUCUAUAUUUUUCAUACAAUAACAUGAAAUCGAUGUCAUAUUGAUCUAUCAUUAAACAAUUAGUCGAGGAAAAGUUUAACGCAUUUCCAAAUUAAUAGUUACGUUAAUUUGUGUGUCAGGUUAUAAUACGUCAUCUUUUCCCCUGCAUAUCCUUUCUUGAUAUUACUGAUGCAACACCAAAAACGUGAAAAUGGUACAUUGUUCCGUAAAUGAGCUCUUGAAGCAUAGACAUUUUUUUAGCUAUAACUUGCAUUUUACUAGGCUGAUCUGGUUCAAACUAUGGAUAUUUAUUCAGAGAACCUUAGGUCACAAUACUAGAAGAACAAAUAAGGUAUAAUCAUUCCUUAUUUUUAUUUAUAUGUGUACGUUAAAAUGUAUAUGUUUAUGAAAUUGCAUUUCAUUAUUUUGCCCGAUUUCUUUGUUACAUUGAUCUUGUUCAUUAUAAAAUUACUAUACCAGGCAUGUCAUGAACUUUUGUAUAGUUUAUAAUUUAAUGCGGAUCCUUUUCACAUAACACAAUUUCUUUUCUAGGUAACCCCCAUUUCUC
Molecule: messenger RNA, 5751 nt
Organism: Mizuhopecten yessoensis (Yesso scallop)
Lineage: Eukaryota; Metazoa; Mollusca; Bivalvia; Pectinida; Pectinidae
Product: tripartite motif-containing protein 59-like
Exons: 13
Coding region: 207-1178 (323 amino acids)
Molecular function (GO): zinc ion binding
Source: RefSeq, a predicted model, not a curated record